Molecule: messenger RNA, 7513 nt
Organism: Myxocyprinus asiaticus (Chinese sucker)
Lineage: Eukaryota; Metazoa; Chordata; Actinopteri; Cypriniformes; Catostomidae
Product: protein phosphatase Slingshot homolog 1-like
Exons: 14
Coding region: 736-3828 (1030 amino acids)
Biological process (GO): protein dephosphorylation; actin cytoskeleton organization; negative regulation of actin filament polymerization
Cellular component (GO): cytoplasm
Molecular function (GO): actin binding; protein tyrosine/serine/threonine phosphatase activity
Source: RefSeq, a predicted model, not a curated record
CGGUACGUCCAGGAGCAGCAGGCACAGAGCCACUGCUGUCCAUGCUUAGCCCAUGUGAGGCUGGCACUGAGGAUUUUGGCAUAGAUAAUUUUAGGGCGUGGCAAGCGUUGAGAAGCUCCUGCUAAGAAGAUCAAUGUGUUUGUUCCAGCUGUUAACACGCUUCUUUCUGUCAUCUGUCUUUCUGGAUCUUGUUUCCCCUUGUUUUUUUAACUUUUUUUUUUCUCAGUCUCUCCGCCUCUAUCUCUGUCAGCUUUGCUGAAAUAAAGCUGUUUCAUUCUGCAAAAGGGACACUAGAAUAUCUGUGGCCUGCAGGGUUAAUAUAGUUUGGAAUUGUUUUUUAUUUUAUUUAUUUUAUGAUAAUAAAACUGGUGGCUUGCUGCAUUUCUUGCACUGUCAGAGCUGUUUGGUGUGCUUUAAUUUUAGAGGACAGAUCGCUUCAUACACACACAGUGUGCUUCAUCCCUUCCUGGAUAACUGCAAAGAGAAGGGAACAGGUUUUUCCUCCUCUGUUUAUUGACACUGAGCAAGAGAGAGUGUGCGUCAUUACUUGUGGCGACUCAAGCCGCAGUAAAGCACAGCAGGAACUUGCUUGCACACUCUGAGACAACAUCAGACCGAGUUACAGGCUGGAGACUCACUACUCCUCUCCUCUGUGUGCUGUGUUCCCUCUUUCAUAACUGACCGAAGCAUGCUGCUGCAGACUGGGGCGAGGGAGAGCUCCCUGCAGCCAGCAGGAUGCAUCUGGUUGUGGACUCCUGUCAGGAUGUUGUGAUGAAGAUGCUGCCGUACUUUGUGGAGAAUGCAUUUGUCACACAGAGACAGAUCUACCACAUUUUAAGUGAGAGUUUCUUCAUGGUGAAAGGGGCAGCUCUCUUUUUGCAGCAGGGCAGUUGUCCACAGGGUCAGAGAGGUCAUCUACACCACAAACAUGCAGGUGACUUACCUCAGCAUCUACAGGUGAUGAUCAACAUUCUUCGCUCCGAGGAUCGCAUCAAACUGGCAGUGCGGUUAGAGAGUGCAUGGUCGGACCGUGUGCGGUACAUGGUGGUGGUCUACACCAAUGGCCGACAAGACACAGAGGAGAACAUCCUGCUGGGCAUGGACUUCAGCAACAAAGACAGUAAGAACUGUUCUAUUGGGAUGGUGCUGCCUCUGUGGAGUGACACCAAAAUUCAUUUAGAUGGAGAUGGGGGCUUCAGUAUGACCACCGCAGGGCGCACGCACAUCUUCAAGCCUGUGUCGGUCCAGGCUAUGUGGUCAGCUUUACAGAUCCUGCACAAGGCAUGUGAGGUGUCACAUAGGUAUAACUAUUUUCCCGGUGGCAUGGCACUCAUGUGGAUGGGAUACUACGAGAGCUGUAUCAGCUCAGAACAGAGCUGCAUCAAUGAAUGGAAUGCCAUGCAAGACCUGGAGACACUGCGGCCGGAUUCUCCAGUCGUCUUUGUAGACAAGCCAACAGAGAGGGAGAGAACAGAAUGCCUAAUUAAAGCCAAACUCCGGAGUAUCAUGAUGUACCAGGACCUGGAAAACAUCACGUCCAAAGAGAUCCGAAAUGAGCUGGAGCAACAGAUGAACUGCAACCUGAAAGAGUACAAAGAGUUCAUAGACAACGAGAUGCUGCUUAUUCUUGGGCAGAUGGACAAAGCCUCUCUCAUCUUUGAUCAUCUUUAUUUGGGUUCUGAAUGGAAUGCUUCCAAUCUAGAAGAACUUCAGGAAACUGGGGUGGGCUACAUCUUAAAUGUUACAAGGGAAAUAGACAACUUCUUUCCAGGAACAUUCUGCUACCACAAUGUCCGAGUAUAUGACGACGAGGCCACAGACUUACUGGCCCACUGGAACGAUACCUACAACUUUAUCAUUAAGGCAAAGAAGAAUCAGUCCAAAUGCUUGGUUCACUGCAAAAUGGGUGUAAGCCGCUCUGCCUCUACAGUAAUAGCCUAUGCUAUGAAAGAGUAUGGUUGGUCUCUGGAGAAAGCCUAUAACUUUGUCAAACAGAAGCGCAGUAUCACGCGUCCCAAUGCCAGCUUCAUGAGGCAGCUGGCAGAGUACGAGGGUAUACUGGAUGCCAGUAAACAGCGCCAUAACCGCCUAUGGCAUCCUGAUUCAGAGUGUGAUCCCCCUGACUGCCAGCAAUCUGCUGCCCCUUGUUGUGUAAAUGCAGAGGUUGUUGGUCACAUCACACCCAACCCCACAAACCCUACGGUCACAGUAUGCUGUGAGCCUGCUGCACACUCCUCUCGUAUCAGCCUAGACCUGGAUCCCGCCCACCCGCAAAACUUCCACUACUACUUCCGCCGCCUGUCUGACUCCGCCCUCGACAGCGAGCCAUCCACUCCAAUUCAUGCUCCGCCUUUGGUUGAUGUAGAUCGUGUUUACAUAGAGGUUGCAGAUGUGGAGAAAGAUGCACUUCUUGAUGAUGAAACUUUCGAGGGGCGCGAAGGAUUUCCUCGACCUCACUUUGGUGUUCCCGUAGAGGGCACAGCUGCUCAGACCUGUUCUCGAGGGGCAGAGCCUCUGGAGGAACUACGUCUGCGGUUGGAGUUCAGCACGGUUGAGGAGGAGGAUGAAGAGGAGGCUCAGAAAGAGCAAGAGGAGAUGGAGGCAUUAGCAGAGGAAGCAAAGAGAGGGGAUGGGGGAGGAAGAAAAGAAAAGGAGGCAAAUAAAAAGGGGAUUGACCUAGCGAGCAUGAACCAUCUGUGCAACGAAAAUUCCAACAACAACAACCACCUCAGAACACAGCAAAUUCUCACUGAAAGUGCCCAUCUGAAGCAGUAUACUAAGCCUAGGAAUGCUCCUGGCUCACCAUUCAAUUCCAAGCCCACCCAGAGUGCUCUGUUAGAGGCAAACAGACGAGGCCUUGCUCCCUUACCCCUUCACAGUGUGCCCAGUGUCUCCAUUCAAAUGCCACCCUGUGCCAAAUUGUCCAUGACACCCAAGUGUGUCAAGCCUGCCUCUGAUCUGUGCCUUGGUGCCAAUGCAAUGCCCUUGGGGCAUAAGAAAAAGCCAGAAUGCAAAUCCCUUGACGAUCCCCACCAAGACAAUGGAAUACCAUUCCAGGAGGUCAAGGGGGAUGGAGAUAUUGAUGCACAAGGUUCCUCUACUCUACCCAGAAAUGAGAGUGAGAUCAAGGGUCUGGAGAAGGUAGAGGCCUCUUACUCCCCACAACAACAAGAGACUCUAAUCCAGUUGCAAAGGUCCGGCCUUGUUCGGCGACGAACAGAGCACUUGGAAAAACUUUCUGGGUUUUUUCAUGAGCAUGCACGUGCAAACGAGCAAGGGGAAGCUAGUUCAAGCAAAGGUGAUGAUGCAACAAACAAUUCCAGUGUUCCAACUGACCCAUUCCAAAAGCCUUUUGGAACAUGGACAGAUUCCUCUACUGAAGCUGCAGUGCUAUUGACGAACGAGGCCUUGCUGGCAGCUCUAGCAUCAGGUGGUUUGACGCCCGUCUCUUCCCCACAUGGUUCCACGCUCACCCGCAGCUCCAGUAGUGACAGCCUUCGCAGCGUCCGUGGUAAACCAGGCCUUGUGCAUCAACGUGCACAGGAAAUCGAAGCCCGUAUGCGACUAGCAGGACUUACCGUACCUUCUCGACUCAAGCGUUCCAACUCUCUUGCCAAACUGGGCAGCCUUACUUUCUCCUCUGAGGAUUUGUGUUCGCCGUGCUCUUCAGCUGCAGGAACCCUUCUCAUGCUCUCAUUGUCCCCUGAACCUGAGUGCUCAGUCAGUCCAAAAUGGGCCAGACCUUGGGCCUCGCCCUCCUCCUCAACCUCCACCAACAUGGAGGUCUUCACCCAAAUGGAAGCAGGACCUGGAGAAUCCAGGAGCUGACAGCAAGAGUGGAAGAUUUUAGUACAACGAGACCUUUGGCUUAAGUCUCAGCUGGAUUUGUGCAGAUAAAUAUUUAUAUUUAUAUAUUUUUAAAAACAUUUCAGUACCUUGGGAACAUUUACCAAGCAAUGUUCUUGCAGAGGGACAGAUCAAACCGAACGUACAAGUUGGGUAAAGAGUGUGCCCCACAAAAGAAUGAUUGGAGAGAAUAGCUUUGAGUUGCUUCUGUUUUUUAAAUAUAUAUUUAAUGAAUAGUUAUCCAAAAUUUUCAGGACAGGCUUUUAUUGCAUGAAAUCCAAAUGGAUGUGUUUUGCACAUGUCGAUCCCAUGUUCAUGUUGGACAACUGCACUGACUGACAAACUGUUCAUGAGGUUUUCAGCUCUGUUUUGAAAUCAAAAUAAGCACUCACCAUCCCAGAGACCAUUACUGAAAGAGUCCAAAUAGACCAUUGUGUAAUGUUUCCAUCAGUCCACCCAUUUAUUGCACUAUAAAUCCCUUAUUUGUGGACCAGUAUGAGUCACAGAUUCCUUCGGACAUGCUCACAAAUUUGAAAAGCGUUUAAAAUCCUACUCCCUGCCAGGCUCUCACUUCCUGACUGUAUGGUGAAAGGAAAUGGACUCUCAACCAUGAUUAGGAAAGUUCUCUGUGUGCUGAUAGACAUUAUGAAUGUGGACAAGGACCCUCUGUUCAUCCAUACUGUUCUCUUGUAUCAUUUAAAUUACACUGAUGAUUUUCACACAGAUUUCAAACCAAUACCUCAUACCAGUACAGUAAUGUUUGUAGUCCAGGCAAGGGUUGUUGCCUAAAGACAGCAUUUUUAUGGGUGGGCCCCUGGGCCAUAGAGGAGUUUAGUGAGCCCCCCUUGUCACAUGGUCUGGAACAACAUUGUACCCCCCAUGGUGACAGCCCUAAGCCAGGCAGAUAACAAAACAUGAUGACUGGCAACAUUUUAGUGCAGUGUGUGCUGAGGGUCAUUCAAACUCUGGUAUUGGGAAAACUGGGGACUGGACCACCAAGAGAAGGUUUGUUUUAGAUUCUUCCAUACUUCUUAUACUUGAUAAGGGUAAUAUGAAAGACAAUCAUUCAAAAUAAGGAAAGACGAGCACCUCACGCACUCAAUCUGUGAUCAACUUGAAGUGGCUGUUCUCUUUUCCAACACUUAUAGAUGCUGUUGUUCUAAAUAAUGUGACUGUAUGUGUUGCUGUCAUUUAGGCCUGUUGGAUUACAGUUAGAAAAAAGAGCAGUAGGGGUUUGUCUCUAAUAGCACAUACGUGUGCUUGUAAUGAUUUUAUAAAAAUGGGAUCUCCAUUUAAGUUUCUUUAGCAGAAGAGCAGCUCCAUGUUUCUAAAGGUGAUACAAAUCAUUUUUCCAGGUAAAGAGAGACUUUUAUAUAUUUGAAAUCUUUUCCCUGAGACAGUAGUGACAAAUUCUGUGAAAUGAUCUGAGCGAAAUGAUGUGUGUACUCAGUCUAUUUUCCAUAAUGAAAAUGAGGUAAAGUUGAACCAAAUCUUUACAGAUGGAGAAUUGAAGAUCACACUAAUUCUAAACCAAGAUCAGACAUAAUGGGACUUAUAAGGCAAACACAGUGUGACAUGACCUUUAUAGCAAUUGAAAUUGUUUAGCUGUGAGGGUGUCUCUAUGGGUAAAUCUCCAGAACACAUUUAAACCCCAUAUCACAAGAAUAGAAAACAUAUAUUGCAUGUAGAAACAAAGCCUGUUUUAGGACAAUUGACAUUAUUUUUUUUUAUUUUUUUUUUUGUAAUUCCCAUUAUUCUCAAUUGACAUUCUCAUUAGUUUCUAAUUAUUAGAAUACAGUAUUUUCACUGUAUUAUGGUCAAUAAAACACGGUCAAAUUAUUUUUAUUUAAAUCACCAUACAUUUAAAGGCAGUACAUCAAAUAAUUCUAUAAUUGUAAAUACUUUGCAGUUAAUUUUAUUUUUUUAUUUUAUUUUUUUUGCAUUACAGUAAUGUGAAUACAUUUCUUUGUAUUACGGUAAUGAGAAUUUUGGGGGAAAUGUGCUUAAUUGUCAUGAAAAUCAUGUCACAAUGCAAAGCAAACUUGACCCGGGCAUAAUCUUGACAGGUUACUUGAGAUUCACCCCUAUGUCCAUCUGUGUUUGAGGAUGCUUGCCAUACCAUUUGAUAUAAUCACAAGAGCUCAAAUAACAAAAACAUGUUAAUGUGUCACAUUUAUUUUCAUGUUCUGUGUCAAUGGGCCUUUAUUUACCAAUCAACUGGCCAAUUACAACUUGCAUUGAAAUACUUGGUUUAUUAUUAUGCAGCAUACUUUUCUAAUAUCUUUAAAACUGAUUUUUAAACAUUUAUCUAUGCUGUCAUGUUAAGUUUAGGCAAAUGAAAUGUCAAGUUGAGUGUGUGUGUGAGUGAGUGAGUGGUGCCUUGCACAUCGCUACACCGUUACUGUGAACUAUUUAUGAAUAUUAAAACCUUUUUAGCGUGGGUGUGCGCUUUAAUGCUAAAGUCAUGAGCAGGCUCAUACUGUAAUAUACGCAGUCUCCACCUCUACACACACUCUGCAAUACACUGUAUGUAAAUACUACUCAUAUGUUGGUCAUAAUAUAUUUCUGGGAGUUCAUGGUACUUGUAUCUAAUAGUCAACUUGAAUCAGUUCCUCUGUCAUGUACAUGGUUGCCUGCAAGUUUGCAUGGAUGAUUUUGGAUUGAAUGGGUAUCAUUCAACACCAUUCAUUUCAUUUAAUCUUCCUUCUAGGGCCUGAAUAUUAAACUGACAGGAGAAAACUAAGCUAUUAAACAGAACUCAGUUCUGUCACAAACGGUUACUUGCAUCCAUUUUGGAAGGCGACAUGCACAGUUCGAGGUUGUAAACUGUGCAAAGUCUUUGCCAUUUUGUGUCUGAUGCCAUAUUGUGGUCAAAUUUGAGUCUGAGAUUACAGAUUAAAUUUGACUGGUUGCCUGCAUUGUCUUGUAUCAUCAACAUCAAUGUAUGAUGUAAAAGCACUAGAGACAUCAUGUGCUAACUCCCAUCUAACAAUGUUGCCAGUUCGGCAGCAUGAGAGAAUGUUGGGAUAUAUGGGCACAUUUUAAAACUGGCUGACAUUUUCGUGGCACUUGCUUGUAAAUUUUAUUGGUGUCUUUGAGGAAAUAGAAAUAAGCCAUUAAUAUUUGGGAAAUUUCCCUUGGCUUUGUGCAACAAGAGCAAAAGAAUGGAAACUUAUUAAAGAUAGUUGCCAAGUUUCAGGGGGUUUUCCUUUCCAAAGGAGUGAGGAAGGAUUUUAUGUUAUUCAGGUGUGAAGAGAUGACCAAAGUUCUGCAUUAUUAAUCAAUAUUAAAUGCCACAGUAUUGAUGCUGUUGCUUUAGGAACCGCCAUAGAUUCUCGUUUGGGAGAGAUGGUGACAAUAGCUAGGAUAGAUUUUCAUAAUGUUACAGAGGUUGGUCCUAAUUCAUCCAUUUAUAGACUUUCCUCUUGAUGGAUGUCGAGCCUCUUUUUGUGAAUUAGCAAUGCUGUUUAACUGCAGUGAUCACAAAUUAGGAAUGCUCUGUCCCCUUCAUGCUAUGUCACCCUUGUUAUCACUUUAAAAAUGCAGUAAUAUUGUCAUUUGUACUGCAGAUUUGCUGUAGUUUCAAUGCAUAUUGCACUUUGUACAUUUUGUUGAAAUGAUGUACUGUAUGUGUUUCUUAUGGGAAUAAACUUUUUCAUUACAUUUU